UUGGAGGCAGAGAAUUGUCACAAUGUCACCAUAGUUUGUCAUGGUAAGUAUAAAUUUUCAAAAUUGAGAAGUACAUGUAAUAGACUAGCAAUUAUCAGUCUCCUACAUGAGAAGCUAGCAAAAUCCUAUACUUUCACUCAAUAUAUCUAUACCAUGAGCAAUUUCAAUAGAAGCUUUUUCAGAGUUUUUGGUUUCCUCUUGCUACUCCCUGCGCUUGUGAUCGGAGAUUGUACAUGUGAAAAUGAAGCAGAAGAUCGUAACAAAUCUGAGGCUCUUAAAUAUAAAGCUGUUGGUAUAGCUGCAAUUUUGGUUGCUGGUGCAAUAGGUGUUUGCCUCCCAAUUUUAGGAAGGUUCAUCACAGCUUUACAUCCCGAAAAGAAUAUAUUUUUCAUAAUCAAGGCCUUUGCAGCUGGUGUAAUUUUGUCAACUGGGUUCAUUCAUGUGCUUCCUGACGCUUUUGACAGCUUGACAUCACCGUGCCUCAAUGAGAACCCUUGGGGGAAAUUUCCUUUCACCGGUUUUGUGGCCAUGGUUUCUGCAAUUGGGACCUUGAUGAUUGAUGCUUUUGCAACUUCUUAUUAUGCUAAGUCCCAAGGACAAGGACAACAUAUAGCUGGAGAUGAGGAGAAAGCCAGAGAGAAUGGAGGACAGACGCAUGUUCACACUCAUGCAACUCAUGGUCAUUCACAUGGUUCAGUUUUGAUUGAGAAUUCUGCUUCAUCUGAGCUUCUUCGCCAUCGAGUUAUUUCACAGGUUUUGGAGUUGGGUAUUGUGGUCCAUUCUGUGAUAAUAGGAAUAUCAUUAGGUGCUUCUGAAAGUCCAAAAACAAUAAGGCCUCUAAUAGCUGCCCUCACCUUUCAUCAGUUCUUUGAGGGUAUGGGACUUGGAGGAUGCAUUGCUCAGGCAAAAUUCAAGGGAAGAGUUGUUGCCUCUAUGGCACUUUUCUUCUCUCUUACAACCCCAGUUGGUAUUGCAAUCGGAAUUGGGAUAUCAAAUGUGUAUAAUGAGAAUAGUCCAACUGCUCUCAUUGUUGAAGGGAUUUUUAAUUCAGCUUCAGCCGGAAUUUUAAUUUACAUGGCAUUGGUGGAUCUUCUUGCUGCUGAUUUUAUGAAUCCUAAAGUACAGGGCAAUGGAAAACUCCAACUUGGAGUUAAUCUUUUUCUUCUGCUUGGUGCAGGCUUGAUGUCUCUCUAUUUAAUAGACCAGACUUGAAACAAUGGCGUGGAGACUAUAAGUGUUUUUCUGCCUUUGGAAGUUGAGAUAAUUCUCUCGCUCCUUGUUAGUUUUCGACUUCCGGAAGAUUAUUUAUUCUGUAUAUGGUUUUAUUCCAAGAAGUGAACUCAGGUUAUCUCGUGGCCCGGUGCUAUUUGAAGAUAAAGUUAAGCACUUCUUGUAGCCCCUUUUAUCUGAUACUCUUACACACCUGGUACAAUGAUGCAGUCAGCCUCACCAUCUUGAGAUAGAAAAUGUAUAUAAUCUUCAUGAAUAAUUCCCAAUUAAAAAAGUUAGCUAGGUAAUGCACCUCAGCUGGAAUUUUCGUUUAUAUGGCUGCUUGUAUUUGGCCGAUCAUUCAUAUAUCUUUAAAGUUCCAGCAAAUCUUGUUCAAAUUCCUAGCCGAGUUCCUCGGUAAGUGCUCAGCACCUGAAAUCCUCCUGGUAGUCAAUUAACCUUCAAGUUUCGAUGGUUCCAGGUUUCCCUAAGAGGCAAAAGUUCUUCAAAAUCAAUUCUAUUUUGAUGAAGCCUAGAUCUGUUGUUUCAUUAUGUGGUGUCACUUUCAUCAUCUUAACUUUAAAAAACUGGCAAGAGAAGAAAAAAUAGUUAGGGGUCCGCUAAGGAGAUCCCCCAUGAAGACCCAGCGGUCAAAUUAGAGGGUAAUAGUAUGGUAAAGAUAUGGUAGAGAAAAAGAGUGUAGAUAGAAAAAAAGAGAAUAUUAAGGGAAGAGCAGCAAGGAAAAGAGAGAAGAGAGGGAGAUGUUUUGAGAGGAAGAAAUCUUUUCCAUUCUUCCUUAGGAAAAGUAAUAGAAGCAUAUUCCUUAACAUAUUGUAGAGGAUAUUUUUUAAAAAGUAUAUUCCUAAAUACAAGGGUAUUUAUUAUUA
Hevea brasiliensis (rubber tree) is the source of this 2096-nucleotide messenger RNA. Its product is annotated as zinc transporter 8-like. Gene Ontology annotation, cellular component: plasma membrane. The coding region runs from base 154 to 1212 and encodes 352 amino acids. The transcript has 4 exons. NCBI's taxonomy places the organism in Eukaryota, Viridiplantae, Streptophyta, Magnoliopsida, Malpighiales, Euphorbiaceae. Gene Ontology annotation, biological process: zinc ion transmembrane transport. Gene Ontology annotation, molecular function: zinc ion transmembrane transporter activity. The record is from RefSeq and is a predicted model, not a curated record.